CCGCUGGACCUAGGCAAUUGUUCGCAACAUAUCGUUCAAUAUUUUUAUGAUGCUGCUAUAAACCGAUGCAAAAAGUUUUUUUACAGGUUGCGUUUUCAUUCUGAUCACCGAAAGCGUAGUAAUGAAUGUUCGCAAUGUGAUCCGAAGUAUGGAGUUUGUGCUAACGGGCGAUGUCGAUGUGUGAAAGGUUUCGCAGGUGAUGGCAAAAAAUGUGAAGCUGUAACUGGCUUAGUGGGCCUGGGAUCGAAUGGUGAAUGGGAGAUCCGAUAUUAUUUUGACGCGGCCUCGUCGUCUUGUCGGAGAUUCUGGUACGGUGGGUGCACAAGCGCGAAUCAGAACAUUUUCGCAGAUGCUCAGGUCAUCUUCAAGCCAAUCUAUUCGUUGAAAAACUUUUCAGUUAUCAUUUACGAACCUAAACUUGGCAUAAUGCAGUGGUUCCCACAUUCGGGUGAUCCAUUACCCUUUUUGAUGAUCUGA
Molecule: messenger RNA, 477 nt
Organism: Anisakis simplex (herring worm)
Lineage: Eukaryota; Metazoa; Nematoda; Chromadorea; Rhabditida; Anisakidae
Source: the annotation of a GenBank genome assembly